Molecule: messenger RNA, 774 nt
Organism: Chaetura pelagica (chimney swift)
Lineage: Eukaryota; Metazoa; Chordata; Aves; Apodiformes; Apodidae
Product: F-box only protein 6-like
Exons: 6
Biological process (GO): SCF-dependent proteasomal ubiquitin-dependent protein catabolic process; glycoprotein catabolic process
Cellular component (GO): SCF ubiquitin ligase complex; cytoplasm
Molecular function (GO): ubiquitin protein ligase activity; protein binding
Source: RefSeq, a predicted model, not a curated record
GCGAUGACAACCAUUUGCGACCUCCCUGAAGAUGUCCUGGUGGAGCUGCUCUCGCUGCUGCCGGCCCGGGACCUGAUCCACGCCUGCAGGCUGGUCUGCCGGCAGUGGCGGUACGUGGUGGAUCUCACCACCCUCUGGAAGCGCAAGUGCCAGCGCGAGGGCUUCUAUAUCCAGAAUUUGGACAGAAGCGUCUCUGACUGGAAGAUCUUCUACAUGCUCUGCCACUUGAAGAGAAACUUAAUCAAAAACCCCUGCGCUGAAGAGAACUUUCAGCACUGGAAACUUGAUAAAAAUGAUGGAGAUGAAUGGAAGAUUGAGGAUCUGCCUGGAGAUCAUGGAACAGGGAUGCCAGACCCCAAAGUACAGAAAUACUUUGUCACUUCAUUUGGGCCAUGUUACAAGUCUCAACUCAUUAGUCUGCAGAAAGAAGGAUACUGGAAUCAGCUGAUGGAUGAGAAACGGCCUGAAAUUGUUGUAAAGGACUGGUACGCUGCCCGCUACGACUGCGGCUGUCGCUACGAGCUCACGGUGAGGCUGCUCUCUGAGGACUACCUGGUCCUGGAGGAAUUCCACCCCGAGCCAGUGGUUAUAGAGCAGUGGAGUGAUGCAUUGUGGAGAGAGAUGUCUCACACCUUCCAGAAUUACCCACCUGGAGUUCGUUACAUCUGGUUUCAGCACGGAGGCCAAGACACCCAGUUCUGGGCAGGAUGGUAUGGGGUCAGAGUAACAAACAGCAGCAUCACCAUUGGCCCCCAGACAUUAUGAAGUUACUAG